This is a messenger RNA of Echinococcus granulosus, 1446 nucleotides long. RefSeq lists its product as hypothetical. The coding region runs from base 1 to 1446 and encodes 481 amino acids. NCBI's taxonomy places the organism in Eukaryota, Metazoa, Platyhelminthes, Cestoda, Cyclophyllidea, Taeniidae. The transcript has 4 exons. The record is from RefSeq and is a predicted model, not a curated record.
AUGCGAAGGCUAAGCAAUACAGUUAAAAAUCACCUCUCGACUGAAAAUGGCCAAGAAAUUCCCUUCUUUCCACUGGAAGAGCCAAAGCAUCGGCGUAAAAUCUCCUGGCGUCUGCCAAAAUUCCUUCGUGAGCAUGGAUCCAAUGGCUAUGUUCGAUGUAGGCAUGACUACGAGGAGGCGCCAAGUUCGAAUGCCAUCGAGCUGAAGACAAAAGUUUCCGCCUGUGCAGAACGAGUUAGCUGGCCAGCAAUUUCUACCAGACAGACGAGAAGACCCAUUUCUGAGGUCAUUUCGUCGUCAGUCGACCUCCACGACUCGUGUCAGCAGACACUGAAUCCGAUCAAGCUCAUUUUAAACGCAAUGCUUGACCACAAAUGGCAUCGGGUCAUGGAACUCCUGUCCCAAAACAUUCCAACUCACACAACCCUGGAAAAUGGUACAUCUUUGUCCCUGCUUGAUCUUUUUCUCUAUUCCUGUGUUUUUGUGCAAGCAUCUGACACCACUGUCACCAACGACUACGAUCAUAUUGUUGUCAGGAUAUUGGACACCUUACUUGCCCGUGGCUGUUCGGUUGAGAUAUGCACAACGGGAAUACAAAAAAGGGUGCUCAUCUCCAUGUACCAUAGCCUGUACAGCCAAUCAAACAUCGACUUUCAUGCCAUAUUUCGACGACUCCUUCAAAGCGGCCUCCAAAGUCCGGCUGAUCUACUGGUCAACGGUGAGGUGAAGGCGACUCCCUACUACCACCUUCUGGAGGAGUAUGCAAGAUGGCGGCUGCAUAAUCCCCACAUGAAAUGGCCACCUAACUCACUCAUUUCAAAGUUUCUUCUUCUCCUCAAUCUGCUCUACUCAGGUGCUACCAUCCUUCCAGAUAUUGCCCGCACCGAUGAUCAUGCCAUUGCCUCCAUAAUUGACGGAACCCACGCCAGAAUAAGUACUCUCUUUAGGCUCAAUCCACUCUCCCUAUUCGCUCUGACCCGCCUGAAGACCAUUCGACAGUACCCCCAGUCUGUCCAUGAAAUGAAACAACUCAUGGAGUGGUUAAACAUUGUCCCCACCCUGCCCGACAAUGUUCGACGUGAUUUGAUGUUUCUUGAACGACGCGCACUAGAAAAUGACCUCUCAUUUAUCCUUUUAAAUGACACAAAUAAAGAGAUUUUAUCCUAUGAGCGGCGGCAAGAGGGACUGGAGAUGUCUUUCCCCCCUUUCGAGGAUGGAGGUGUAACUGGGUCGUCUCAGGCUGAAGUUCUGAGUCCUCUUACCUGCCAGUUAGCGAAAUCGGUGACACUUUUGUCCACGUUAGAUCACGUCGGUGUUUCACUUCCUUCCUGCAUCGUGCCUUACCUCCAGAUUUGUCAGUAUCUCUAUGGACCACAAAAGAGGCUUUCAAGCUCACGUGUGAAGGAUACCUCACGUAGUCUUUGUGACAGCCGAAAUGUGGAAUGA